This is a messenger RNA of Serendipita indica DSM 11827, 1440 nucleotides long. The record is from the annotation of a GenBank genome assembly. Lineage: Eukaryota; Fungi; Basidiomycota; Agaricomycetes; Sebacinales; Serendipitaceae.
AUGCAUUUUCGCCCUCCCAUUCCUUCAUUUGGCGAACUAGAGGAUGACGAACCAGCCGGUGAGGUGUCACUACCCGAUGACAAGCAACAAGAUUACAUCGUUCCGGGUACUACAGGAUAUAUACCAGCACCUCGUACGCCUCCAUUGGGCGGGGCAAGGGCGCUGAAUCCGACCCAUCUUUCCGGCCCAGCCAGUGGUCAUGACGACUGGGACGAUAAGGUUACCCCAAAGGCAUACACGUCACAUGUACCUAUGGUGAUGAGAACCAAUGUCGAGCGCAAGUCGGAUGCAAAUAACGACUCGCCGAUGCUCACAAGCCUUUUACCACCUAGAACUCCUCGACGCAUCUUAAAGCCGAGAGAUACUCCUCAACGGGGUAAGACCAUACCGACGCCCAACGGAGAGGGUCCUUCGGUUUUGGCAAGACUCCCUCAUAAGCGAGCAGCGUCACUUGCUACAGACUUCCUUCCCCAUCUACCAAACGGGUCUUCUCAAGCAUCCAGUCUUGCACCUUCUAUCAAGUUCAAGUCUCCUUCUCAUCGAUCACACACCCAGAGUGAGACGAGGGUACUCGACCCCGUCAAGAAUCUCCAUUGCAGCAUCGACUUUCCACCGACCGAACAUACCAACCUCAUUCUCAUUGCAAACGACCGUAACAUUGAAUUUCACGUCGAAUCCACCCUCAUCUUCAAUGCAUCUCCUGUGCUCGCGGACAUUAUUUCACCGCUCCAAAAGAGUCGCAAAGAGGGCGAAGAGGUAGACGUUUUUGCGCUCCCUGAGACGUACGAAUCGCUGGACGCCAUCGUUCGCUUCAGUUAUCCCAAGUCGCGGAAACCGCUCGUGCGCUCAAUGGGGCACCUCAAACGCCUGCUCAAUGUGUGCAAGACGUACGAGAUAGUAGCAGGCAUGCACAACCUAUCCGUCGUUAUCGUACAGUUUGCUGGCAUGAUGGUCUCCGGCUCAAUGGACGGCUCGCCGUUGGAGUGCUAUGCGCUCGCCUGCGAGUUUGGGUUCCCAAACAUUGCAAAGCUCGUUUCGACGCAUUGUCUCUACCGGGAUCCUCUCAAAUCCGGAGAACUAGGGAUGAUCUUUGCGAAUGUGGCGUCAAGGGACAUACGACGAUUGUUCGAGUUGCACCAUAGUCGCGGUUUAGCGGCAAUUGCGCUCGUUGGUGCAGCGGUGGAUGCGAACGAGUUGUGGUGCGACGGAUGUAGUGGCGUGGCGAGUUGGUACGAAUAUUGGCGAGAGGCAGCCACUUUCGAGCUCAAAAGUCGACCCGUUUCCAAGACAAUCUUCUCGCCUUCGUUUAUUGCGGGCUGUCUGAAACAGGCAGUCAAAAAGUGUCCAACGCGUUGCUUGGGGCACUAUCUGUCACCGAAAACUCAGCUCCGCUUUGCUGUGCUGCAAAAGUCAAUUGACGCUCUGAAGGACCGGAUAUAG